UUCUUUCAUUCACUGUAACUGUAAUAAAGAUAUAAUGCGGCUAUAGAAAUUUUUAAAAUUUCAAGUCGGUUUUAUUCAACUUUGUGAUUUAAUCGAAACGUUAACUUGUGUUCAUAUGUGUGAUAUCGAUAAUUAUUAACUUCGUGAUAUUUUCUGUGUUUAAACUUCGUAGAUAUAUAUCAUUAUAAAUCAGUGAUUGCAAACUUUGUGUGGCUUCUCGUAUCAUCAUGGAUAAAGUUGACAAAUUGUAUCAAAAUUACGAUAUUCUUGCCGAUCCGAAAAAUAAACCGUCUGAACAUGAAGCAGAAUAUUUAGAAAUCAUACAGUCUGUGAAAGGUGAAACGAAUGAAAAGAUGUUGGCUUGCCAGUUUAUUCCUCGCUUUUUGAAAGAUUUUCCACACUUACUUGAAACAGCUCUAGAUGCUCAAUUGGACUUAGUCGAAGAUGAGGAUAUAUCAAUACGCAAACAUGCUGUAAAAUAUUUGCCAAGUUUCUGUAAAGAUUCAAAAGAGUUUGUUGCUAAAAUAUCUGACGUUCUAACUCAGAUGCUGCAGUCUGAAGAUUCAGCAGAAUUAGCAACUAUACAAACGGCACUUAUGACUAUUAUGAAACUUGCUGUAAAAGAAACACUUCAAGGCAUUUUUAUUCAGAUCUCUCAGACAGAUGAAGAGGUUAUUCGCAAGCGUGCUAUCCAAUUUCUGUGUACGAAAUUCAAGUUUCUUCCACCAGAUCUUGCUACGAAAGAAGUUGAAGAAUUUGUUCUAGAAUCCUGCAAAAAAGUAUUUCCAGCGGUAAGUGGUGAAGAUUUUUUGAGUCUUAUGCCUCUGUUAUCAAAUCUGAAAAUUGCUAAAACCAUAUCCAUUCAACAAGCUCUAGUAAACAUAAUUGCUGACCAAGCAGAAUUUGAUGCUGAAUUUCAAGCUUCCCCAGAAAAUGUAGAAGGUUUCUUACAAUGUGUACGUCUUGCUGUUCCAUAUUUUACACCUUUUGUUAGCUCUACACAAUUUGUUAGUUACAUUUGCUUGUUUGUAAUGCCAAAAUUGGAUGAAAUUAAGCUUUUGGAAAAUGGAUCAGAAUUAAGUUUGGAAGUAAUCAAGACUUUAGCUGAAAUAUCGCCAUUUACCACACAGAAUGAGCAUACAAAUGAAUGCACUGAGGUUAUAUACCGAAUUUUGUUGGAUUAUAUCCCGUUACCACCUCCAACCGAUGCUGAAAAUGGUUCAAAAAUUGAAGAACCAAAUUUGCAGUUCACUCAUAUUGAGUGUUUAAUGUUUACCUUCACACAACUUCUAAAACAUAAUGCAGAAUUUUUAUCAGCUUCAGAAAAUUCUUCGCGUCUUAAGGAUCUGAAAGCACGACUUCAGUUUUUGGCUAGAGGUGUCCAAAAUGGUAUAAAAACUUUUAAAGAAUCUCUUGUUAGUAACAAGACAAAAGAAACAAAAGUUGAUGAAACAAAAUUAAAGGCUAUUGCAUUACGUACCAUGAACAAUAUAAAUUCACUCAUCAAAGAUUUAUUUCGUAGCCCUCCUACUUUUAAAACUAUAAUCACACUUUCUUGGAAACCUGUGACUGCUGUUUCUUCAAAGGUACCUAUAACUGCUGGCGUCAAACGUGAAUCAGAUGCAAAUAAUGAAGACAAGAAACAAGCUAAAAGAGAUGCAAAAGCCGGUAGAGAACUGUAUAUACCUCCUAGUGGGAAAUAUAGUACAAAUGUGAAUGCUUUUUCUCGUACUCGAGGCUCCAGUUAUUACCCAAGAGGAAGAGGGCGUAGAUUCUAUUAGACACAAAGAUUACAUCGCGCAAAAACUUAACCUGACAUCUUUUCCUCGGUACUGACUUUAAAUUAUAUUUGGAAUAUACGUUUUCUAUUGGUCUUCUGCGUUUCAAUUCAUAUCACCACUUGAUGUCAUAGAAUAAUAAAAAUGGUAAUAUUUGACAGUGCA
Messenger RNA from Stegodyphus dumicola, 1943 nucleotides. RefSeq names its product apoptosis inhibitor cassowary (gene cass). Gene Ontology annotation, molecular function: RNA binding. Gene Ontology annotation, cellular component: nucleus. Gene Ontology annotation, biological process: negative regulation of apoptotic process. Lineage: Eukaryota; Metazoa; Arthropoda; Arachnida; Araneae; Eresidae. The record is from RefSeq and is a predicted model, not a curated record.